Messenger RNA from Setaria italica (foxtail millet), 811 nucleotides. RefSeq lists its product as uncharacterized. The record is from RefSeq and is a predicted model, not a curated record. The coding region runs from base 111 to 410 and encodes 99 amino acids. NCBI's taxonomy places the organism in Eukaryota, Viridiplantae, Streptophyta, Magnoliopsida, Poales, Poaceae. The transcript is spliced from 3 exons.
UUCUUGCGGACCAAUUCGAGACACGAAGGCGAGGUCGGUCGGGGGUCGGAGACGCGUCGGCGGCAGGUCGGUCGCGGCUCUUGCGGAGCGGAGGGGGGAGGGGGAGGGAGAUGGCGCCGGCGAGCGGGUUUGGCCGGGUGGUGGGGAACGCGCGGUCGUUUGUGGGCAACGCGCUGGGCGGGCUCCGCGGGUGGAGCAACCUCGCCUCCUGGACCGUCGCCGGGGGCCUCGCCUACUACCUCUGGGUCAAGCCCGCGCGGCAGCUCCAGAAGGAGCAGGAGGAGCGAGCUGCUUUGGCUGCUGCCUCGGAUCCUUAUCGUUAUGUUGAGAAGCGGAAACCCAUUCCUGAUCCACAGGAUACUGGCCUUAUUUAUGGGAAGAAAAAGGAGCCUACAAAAUCUGAAGAUUAGUUCCUCUGGGCACAUCUUGUACCAAAACGUGCCACCCAUAUGUGCUACAAUACAAGGAAUUGUUUCUGCAUAUCUGCUGGCUACAUGAUAUACAUUUUGUGAAACUGUUGCUUUGUGCUAGCAAUGUAAAUGGAGCGUUUUGCAGUUUGAGUACUAGAGCCCCAGGAAGUAACUUGUUCACCAUCGUCUGUUUUGCUCAGAUCAUGAGAGAUGUAAAUGCUUUCAGAAUAGGGGAAAAAAUCUAUACUUUUUUGCUAGCUAGAUCUGGAUGUUGACAUGUUUAUGUAUCACUGUAUCAAUGCACACCGCACCAGGGGCUAUAGUUUAUUCUGUUGCAUACUGUUUUUGCCAAGUAAUAAUACCGUUGUUCGCCGAUGGUGGACACAAACUCAUUGAUUCCA